CACUGAUUUGUGACGGCUUGCACUUGACAUUUCUAUUUUAGUUCACUCCCAAAUGUAUGACUUAAGGGCGUUAAAUUGCCAUUGUGUGGAAAGCCGAGGGAAGAGUUUCCAGAUGCGAUAAACAGGGUGUCUCUCCUUUAAUAGCUUGCUGUGGUCUGGCAUUAAGUGUCGGUUGGCAAUAAAUUGACGAGGGUUCCCCAGUCGCGUAGGCUUUCGCGGCGCUCUUCUUUCGCCAGUGUUGUGGCAAUAUAUUUCUUCCGCAUCUGAGCUGACUUCUCUUGGGCUCAUCUCCUGACAUGCACCGGGCGACUUUACUGCUCUCUACGCUGCUGACGCUUCUGGUUCCCGGGCCGGCCCGUGGAUACUUCACGGAGGAGCGCUGGAGUCCCGAAUCCCCCCUGCUCGCUCCCCGGGUCCUGGUCGCUCUGGUGUGCCGCAAUUCAGCGCACUCCUUGCCUUAUUUCCUUGGAGCUAUCGACCGCCUGAACUACCCAAAGGAUCGCAUUGCCGUUUGGGUGGCAACAGACCAUAAUAUUGACAACACCACGGCGAUCCUGAGGGAGUGGCUGAUCCAGGUGCAGAAGCUCUACCACUAUGUGGAGUGGAGGCCCCAGGAGGAGCCGAGUGCCUACGAAGAUGAAAUGGGUCCGAAGCAUUGGACCUACCUGCGGUAUGAGCAUGUGAUGAAACUGCGACAGGCUGCAUUGGACGCAGCCCGUGACAUGUGGUCCGACUACUUCCUGGUGGCAGACUGUGAUAACCUGCUGACAGACCGAGAUGUCCUGUGGAAGCUGAUUCAGGAGGAUAAGACCAUAGUGGCCCCCAUGCUGGAGUCCAGAGCGGCCUAUUCCAACUUCUGGUGUGGGAUGACCUCACAGGGCUACUACAAGCGCACCCCGGCAUACAUGCCCAUGCGUCGCCAGGAGCGACGAGGCUGCUUCGCCGUGCCCAUGGUCCACUCCACCUUCCUCAUAGACCUGCGCAAGGAAGCCUCGCGCCAGCUGGCCUUCUACCCGCCACACCCGGACUACUCCUGGGCCUUUGACGACGUCAUCGUCUUUGCCUUCUCCGUGCGCAUGGCUGAGGUGCAGAUGUUUCUGUGUAAUAAAGAGACCUAUGGCUACUUCCCCGUGCCUCUGCGGGGACACAACACCCUGCAGGACGAGGCCGACAGCUUCCUGCACUCGCUGCUGGAGUACAUGGUAAAGAAUCCUACUAUGGAACCAUCUGUUCACCUCACAGUAACUCCCAAGCAGCCAGACAAGAUAGGCUUUGAUGAGGUGUUCAUGAUUAACCUGCUGAGGCGAACUGACCGGAGGGAUCGGAUGCUGAGGACCCUCUAUGAACAGGACAUCACCUGCAAAGUCAUCGCUGCAGUGGAUGGCAAAGCGUUGAAUGUGAGUCAGAUUGAAGAGCAGGGCAUCAAGAUGUUGCCGGGAUACAGUGACCCAUACCACGGCCGUCCCCUGACCAAGGGGGAACUCGGUUGCUUCCUCUCCCACUACAACAUCUGGAAGGAGAUUGUGGAUCGCGGUCUGAAGACGUCCCUGGUGAUCGAGGACGACCUUCGAUUCGAAGUGUUCUUUAAGCGGCGGCUGCAGAACAUCAUGCAGGAGGUGGAGAGCCAAGGCCUGGAGUGGGACCUCAUUUACAUAGGGCGUAAGCGGAUGCAGGUGGACCACUCUGAGAAGUCUGUGCCCAACAUCCACAACCUGGUGGAGGCAGACUACUCCUAUUGGACCCUGGGCUACAUGAUGUCAUUGAACGGCGCCAAGAAACUAUUGGCUGUGAAACCCCUGACCAAGAUGCUGCCAGUGGACGAAUUUCUGCCCGUCAUGUACAACAAACAUCCAGUGAAGGACUACAUGACCCACUUUGAGCGGCGGGACCUGCGGGCGUUCUCUGCCGAGCCGCUGCUGGUGUACCCGACGCACUACACGGGCGACCCGGGCUACGUGAGCGACACGGAGACGUCCACCGUCUGGGACAACGAGGGCCUGCGCACCGACUGGGACCGCAAGCGCUCGCACAAGACCCGCGAGCAGGAGGAGCUCAGCAUGGAGGCGCAGAACUCCGACGUCCUCCAGUCGCCGCUGGAGAGCGCCGCCCGUGACGAACUAUAGGAGGGGGGCAGGAGAAGGGGGGCCACAGGGAUGGGAAGAAUAGGGACGGAACAUUGGAGGCGCGGAAGUCAAGACGCAAUGCACCACUGGAGAGCACCGCCUGGGUUGAAACUGUUGGGGUGGGGGUGCA
Clupea harengus (Atlantic herring) is the source of this 2253-nucleotide messenger RNA. It is a transcript of the gene colgalt1b, whose product is annotated as collagen beta(1-O)galactosyltransferase 1b. The record is from RefSeq and is a predicted model, not a curated record. NCBI's taxonomy places the organism in Eukaryota, Metazoa, Chordata, Actinopteri, Clupeiformes, Clupeidae. Gene Ontology annotation, molecular function: procollagen galactosyltransferase activity.